This is a messenger RNA of Peronospora matthiolae, 456 nucleotides long. The record is from the annotation of a GenBank genome assembly. Lineage: Eukaryota; Oomycota; Peronosporomycetes; Peronosporales; Peronosporaceae.
AUGGCGAAGCAUUAUGGUACCCCCAGGCGGACAACAUCGGAUCCUGUUUUACUGCCGCCCUACUCGUCGCGUCUCUUUCGAUCGUCGUUCGUCACGUGUUUCUCCGUGAUUGGAGCCUUAUGCACCGGGCUCUGGGGCUGCGCAUUCGUCGCGUUCAUCGUGCUACUGACUUCGCUCAAUUACUGGCGCGACCCUGUGACAGGGUGGCGCCGUUCCGCCGACAUGGCGUCGGUCAUUGGUGCAGCUACCUACCACGUCUACUAUUGCGCCGUAGUGUGUCAUAAGCCACUCGUGCAGGUUCUGUACGUGCUCGUGGUGGCCAAUUCAGGCUACUGCUACCUACAAGCUCGCAAGGCGCGUGAUCAGAACGUGUCUUCAGCUUGGCACUGCGGGCUGCACUUGUUGAGUAAUGCAGCCAAUGUGUUGCUCUAUCUUGGCGUGUCCAUGUUGCAGUAG